AUGCAAAACCAAGAUGGCGACGAGGAUGGCGGCGAAAAUCCGAGCAUUCACGUUACGGAACCGGAAUUUUGGGCUGCAGAUUUGGAUAGCACCGUGACACGCGUUUGCGCUGAGAGCAAUUCAAUUGAAGUCGGGAAUGGAAAGCAACGACUUAUCAGCGUAUCGUCUCUGCCGUUCCCCAAAUUGCUCAAAUUUUUGUCGAGAGCGCGCGUGACGGUUUGUCGUUUUUUGGAAUUCACUCUGGAGCUCGGGCCCGGCUUCGAUGCAGACGAGAAGCGUCUUGCUGAUGGCUCGGCAGACUCAGCCAUUUUUGAAAUAAGCUCGCUUUUUCGUUGGAUGGCCCAAACGCAUUGCGAAAUCAUGCUCGCCGGCAAUAUGCAAAUGAGUCAAUUCGACCUGUUUCGGAAAAUCGUGAAACUGCAUCAGCAUAGAGCCGACCGACUUUUUUAUUACACCGAAGUACGCUGCCGACAAUGCGUGGCCCGUUACGGCAAAGAGGCGCCGUGGAAUUGCGAUGUCUGCGCAGAAUUUUGGUCGUCCUGGACCAGUACAAAGCCCACUGUAACCCUGCAGAAAGUCCACUUUGAGUGCUUCGACUUCAGCUUCGCAAAUAUCGCAAACCUGGUUGACAUAGCGUUUUGCCCAAAUCGAGUGACGCGUCGCGGAUUCUUACAUGAAGUGUUUGCGUUAGUCGAUCGAGCGGAUAUAAUUAGCGGAACGCUUUUCAUGCGACAAUUUUAUGAACGGCUGCGGCGCAUCCAUAGCGGAACAAUGAGACCGAUAAAAACAAACGAAGUUGAUGCGCAAACACUACAGGGAUGGUUGGACGUGCGCAAACCAUUUGACGAUAUGAAAGGAUUGCAGUAUUUUCCCCGACUCCGUUAUCAGCACUUCUUCCGAAUCAACGCAUACAAUAGAACGUGCCUCGCUGCACUUUUGGUGGCCAGUGAGAAGCCGCUGCGGCUGUUUGAUUUCGCCAUAUGCCUUUUCGACUGU
This is a messenger RNA of Mesorhabditis spiculigera, 996 nucleotides long. The record is from the annotation of a GenBank genome assembly. Lineage: Eukaryota; Metazoa; Nematoda; Chromadorea; Rhabditida; Rhabditidae.